This is a messenger RNA of Phanerochaete carnosa HHB-10118-sp, 1019 nucleotides long. RefSeq lists its product as uncharacterized. The transcript has a single exon. Bases 356 to 574 code for a protein of 72 amino acids. The record is from RefSeq and is a predicted model, not a curated record. Lineage: Eukaryota; Fungi; Basidiomycota; Agaricomycetes; Polyporales; Phanerochaetaceae.
CACCAUCAUCCAAUACCAGCACAAUGCCAACAUACGGCCACAGUCAUGGAAGACCACGAAGACAGCCGUGGAGAACGGAAGUGCGAUUCGGCGUGGUCACUGAAUAGAGGGUGGGUAACAUCUACGGAACUACCGUGGGUGACGGAAGUGGAUCCCCUCUUUCAGCCACAUUCGAGCUGAAUUUCAAGACGAUGCUUCCGUGCAAGAGGUCAACAUGCAAUGGAGGGACGUAUGCCGCACCCACAGGCCGACCGGAACCUAGCAGAGUCGGGCAGUCGUUAACCGGCUCCAAGCCAGGACUAUAACGCACAGGUUAUCAGCACUUCCGAUCACCAAGGAGCCCCAACAUUUGCUUAUGAAGGCGUCCGGGUUUGUUCUGACGUCCGCCAUCUGCUCGUUGAGGCUUGCACAGCCAGCGACCUCCAGCGCGGCCAAGCGCAGCAAACGUGCAGUAAGUACUGGCGCUGGCGUUUGGAUCGCUGUACUGUAUUCGCAAGCUCAGCACCUUACGGAAUCUAUGGACACCGCUGUCGGAAUUAUGCCGAUCCAAACUCACCCUGUAUGCAUCCUCUGAAAUGUGGGUCGCCUGUGCGGAGGAGAUGAACUUACGAAGACGGCCGGCCUAGAAGAAACGGUCACAUGAGGCGCCGGAACACAUGGUUGUUGCGGGGAAGGCGCGUGCCGACGCGCUUCCAGUCUUUGCACAUCCCACGAGCGUAUUUCGUGUCCUGGAGCUGUACCACCGGACACAACUCUAUCUCGAGCGUGACCGACGGCUGCAGCAAGCCACAAUGGUACAACCCAUACGGAGUCCGAGCUCCCGCGCUCGCCGCGCCUCUAGAGACGCAUCUGUCCACAAGAGCCAUCGGCAUUGAUGGCCACCGACACCGUGCCUGCUGUCCGGACAGCCUACGCCAUUUGUAGAAUCAACUUCCAGCCGCCGAAUGGAUGAAUCAAACGAGACAGAUGUCCGGAAAUAUCCACUCUUGAUAUAUAAUCCAUCCCCCGCCUCAACUCCC